Molecule: messenger RNA, 680 nt
Organism: Stylophora pistillata
Lineage: Eukaryota; Metazoa; Cnidaria; Anthozoa; Scleractinia; Pocilloporidae
Product: phosphate-binding protein PstS-like
Source: RefSeq, a predicted model, not a curated record
AUGAUUGGAUAUGACGGGAUUGUGAUUAGUGGCUCAAAAGAAUCAAAACCGCUCCAUUUAAAAGCAAACCAUCUUUUUCAGGCCCUUUCUGUUUAUAUUCUCAAAAAUGGCCAGUUGAUACAAAACCCUUACCAAUACUGGAGCGACAUUGAUAAAACUCUGCCGAAAAAACCGAUAAAAGUCUUAGGGCCACCGGCCACAUCUGGCACAUACGAUGUUUUUAUUGAGCUUGCCAUUCGCCCCUUUUGUCCAAAAAAUUCACGCUUUAAAAAAUAUUGUGGGCACUUAAGGACAGAUGGCGCUUAUAAAGCAGCUAGUGAACACGGUAACGUCAUUGCACAAAAGCUCCUUAUUGAUCCUGAAACAAUCGGUGUUUUUGGAUAUACUUUUUUAGAUGCCAAUCAAGAACGCUUAUGGGGUGCACCCAUCAACGGCAUUGAACCAACAACCGAAUCCAUUGCCACGGAUCAGUACCCUUUGGCUCACCCUUUUUACCUUUACCUCAAAAAAGAACAUCUCACUAGCGUUCCUAGCAUAGCGCCCUUUGCCAAAGUAUUUUUAGAUGAAGAGAUCUCUGGCCCUUAUACAGCUCUUGCUGACAAAGGUCUUAUCCCCUUGAAUCCCAAAACACGCCAACGUCAAAAAGAUAUUUUAGCAAAGAAUCAGACCAAUAGCAUCAG